Molecule: messenger RNA, 1707 nt
Organism: Oikopleura dioica
Lineage: Eukaryota; Metazoa; Chordata; Appendicularia; Copelata; Oikopleuridae
Source: the annotation of a GenBank genome assembly
AUGCAUCGAAACGCAUGGUUACUUGAGCAGCAAAUUUUCGGCAGAACUGGUAGCGAAGAAUGGAUGACGCUGAUGACAGUACGUCAUCCGAUGGCGAGGCUCUAUUCAGCAUGGAAGGAUAAAUUUAGAAAAGGUCAUGCAUAUCUUGGGACGAUCGAAAGUCAGUUCGGGUAUUAUUUGACCAAAUUCGAGCGCCAAAACAUGCAAAACUCGACCUAUCAAUACUCGUUUGAAGCUUUCGUCGAAGUUGUCGCUCUUUCCGAUUUCGAUGGGCAAAGAGACCGACACUGGCAGUCAAUUCACACCUACUGCAAUCCGUGCGCCAUUCCUUACGAAUUCAUUAUAAAACAAGAAUAUGCUUUUGAAGAAAACGACUUCGUUUUGCGCGUGUUUGACCGAGAAGACAGAUUUCAAAAUCUGAAGAGCAUUCCGCAGAUAUCUUCGUGGGGCCGAAAGAUGAAAAAUAAGCCGAUCGAUGUAGACGAGAUGCUUGAGCCCUGGAGAAAUGUCAGCAAAAGGACAAUAAGAAGGAUUUAUAAAAUAUUUUUCAUGGAUUUCGUAUAUUUUGACUACAGAAUCGAGAAGUUCAUUGCCGCUGGAAAAAAUGAUGACGGCGAGCUGGAAUCGUUGAGAAAAGUGCUCAAAGAGAGAAUCGAUCUCCAGGGAUCAUUAAUAAGGUGGAGAGAGACAACUCAUUGCACCGGAAACUUCCCGGAAGGUUGUCAAUUUGUAGAGUUCCCAGGAUUCAUUCUUUCAUGCUCAAUUCAAUUGUCAACAAAGGAUUUUGAAGAGGCGAAAAAAGAGGCAUGUCAAUAUCAUCCAGACAAAGGAAUUCACGGAAUCGGAAUAAACGAUGGAAGUUACUGCCUCGCUACAAUUGAUGAUAAAUUAAUGAGAACAGAUGAUAAUCGAACGAUAACGACGCCAGGCGGAGCUAUCGCUGCCCAGAGAGGAGACAUGUCGAGCUUUCUAAAAGGUGUGAAAGCAAAGAGCUUGGAUCAAUCAACAGAGGAGAAGAUCUCACUCAACAGCCCGAUCGACGACUUUGUCAUUGCCUGCCAUAAAGGGUACGCGCGUGAUGUCGAAAAAUAUAUCGCCUCGGCGGCGUAUAUUCCAAACCAGACGGAUUUUUGGAUGGAAAAGGUUUACACGCUGCCUGCGCUGGAUGUCAUCUCUAUUUACGGGCUGUCAAAGACUCGUGUUUUUCUUCUUUUAUCGAAUGUGUUUUUGACCUCGGCCAAGAUCAUCCAAAUCCUGCUGAAUAAAGGCGAAGACCCAACGAUCGAGGACAAGCGGGGAAACUCGCCGCUGCAGCUGUUUGUCAAGUGGAACGCCAUCAGUAUUGACAUGAUCGACGAUUAUAGGCGGGUUCUUCGGAUUUAUCUCGAAUGCCUGGAGAAAAAAUAUGGAAGCAAGGCGAUCGACAAAAUUUACAGCAACGGAAACGCUUGUCUCCAUACAGCAAUCAUUUUCGCCGAACAUACGACAGUAGAACUACUCCUCAAAUCUGGCGCAGACAUCAACCUCAUGAACAAAAAACACGACAGCGCUUUGAUGCUUGUAAAAGAUCUCAAAACAAAGAAUCCAAAAAAAUACGAAACGAUGUAUCACAUCGUCAUUUCUUCCUUGAGAGGCAACGAAGAGCUCAGAAGCCCGAGGUUUGGGCGGAAGAAGAUUCAUGAAGAAAAGGCACUAAUUGAAACUUAA